Molecule: messenger RNA, 729 nt
Organism: Biomphalaria glabrata
Lineage: Eukaryota; Metazoa; Mollusca; Gastropoda; Planorbidae
Product: dynein light chain roadblock-type 2-like
Exons: 5
Coding region: 167-472 (101 amino acids)
Biological process (GO): microtubule-based movement
Cellular component (GO): cytoplasmic dynein complex; cytoplasm; centrosome
Molecular function (GO): dynein intermediate chain binding
Source: RefSeq, a predicted model, not a curated record
UGCAGAAUUACCUUAAAUUUGCAUGUUUUACUGCUAUUAUCAAGUUUAAAUGUUUCACCGUGAUUAUAAAGUUUGAUUGUUUCACUGGUAUUGUAAAGUUUGUAUAACUAAGAUUGCUAAAAAUGUAGAAGUCGGACCACUUCGCAACGAUUGUCAACAAAAGAAAAUGACUGAUGCUGAAGAAAUAAUGAAAAGAAUUGUGGACCACAAAGGUGUGACUCAGUUAAUGGUAAUAAAUAAAAAUGGCCAUCCUCUAAAUAUGACAUUGGAAAUGAAUGAAGCUUCAGAGUCACAAGUUAAACAUAUUCACGAGUUUGCCAUUGCAGCCAGACGCGUUGUCAGAGACAUGGACCCAACAGAUAAUCUUGUUUUUCUCAGAACAAGCUCAGACAACUUUGAGAUUUUGAUUUCACCAGAUGAAGAGUUCACGGUAGUUGUGGUACAAGAAAAGAUGGAGAAAACAACAAAAUAAAAUGAAAACAUCUUCCAGCAAUGCUAAGAAAAGAGAACUUAGAAGUGAAAGAGAUCAGAAGUGUGCCAGUAGAUUAAAAUGUGGCCCAAAUGUUACCGACUGCAAUAUCAGGAAAAGUAUAUUUGAAUUUUUUUAUUUGGAAUGAGUUGAUGGAAACAGUCUGAGGUCUUCUGUCUAUAAAAGGUCUCCCUUUAUAUGAAUAUGGAUAUAAUUUAUUUUUUGUGUGUGUAAAUAAAAGAUUUUAACAAAUUUAUAAA